CAUAAACAAUGCGGGGCCCAGGAGCUUAUGUAACUCAUUUGUGUGUUGUUGGUUCAUCUGCUGAAUAUAGAGCACAGAUCAGUUCUAUCUCCACCCCGACAUUCCUUUCAGCCAAAAGAGGCUUCCUUUGGUUUGACAGUGUUUUUGAGGCUUACUUGUUGCGUGGCCUACCUCGACUGUAAAACAGAGUAAUAAUCGUCCUUAACUCACAGAGAUGCAGAAAUAACUGAGACCGCACAGAAGGCACUUUGCCUGUGCCACGCUUCCGAAGCAUCGAACCCAGGAAGGGGAAACAGCCAGCUUUGUUGCUUCCUUUCAUUGUCUGUCCUACGCUCCCUGCUGACAUCUUCAACGCACCCCAUCGGAGGUCCAGAAAAAAGGCGCAGGUAGCUUCACCUCCUUAUUGGAAUUUCUUCCGUCCGGCCUCUUCCGGUUAGUGAGGGAAGGAUCGUAUUUCACAGGACAUCGGCGAUUUCACUAAUGGUUCAGCUGCCCCAACUUUUCCAACCCAAAGCUGGUGAGCGCUGGUGCGUUCUCCAUGGCGGAUGACAGUCUCUGGGUGCCAGAGGUUUGAGGUUGUAGUCGGAACGCCCUAAGCUUCGCAAAGCCAAGAGGUCAGGACUACAACUCCCAGAGUCCCGCGCUCCAGGGCGCGCGCGUGCGCCAUAGUGGCGGGGGGCGGAGGCGGAGGUGUCCGCCUCUGUAGGUUCAGAGUAGGGUUCUGUUGGCGCGUUUGUGACUCUGGUUUCUCAGGUCCUUCCAGCACUUGUCGAGGUGCCUGGCGUUUGGCAGCAUCUCGACUUAUGUGCAGGCCAGUCCCUCGAGAGUUAGGCUGUCGGUGAGCGCAGGCUGUGCCUCGGGUCCAGCGUCUUCACGGUCCUUUCCUAGGAACUGACUUGGAGAGGCGUGGAGGGGAAGAGUACGAGGCCUGCGGGUCAUCUGCCGGGCCCACUCCAGAUUUCCAGGAGUCUCCGGAGAAGCUGCCCUCCUGACGUGUGAGGAGACCCGGCCGAGCCCAGGCUGGCUAUGAAGAGCGACGCCUCGACUUCUGCAGCCCCCUUGAAAGGGCUCGGGGGCCCUUUGCGGAGCAGCGAGCCCGCGCGUGCCCUGCCGGCUGUGUCACCCGGGGCGCACCUGCUAGAGGAGGCGGCCGACCUGUUGGUGGUGCAUCUGGACUUCCAAGCCGCACUAGAGACUUGCGAACGGGCUUGGCAGAGCCUGGCCGAGGAGCCCGCAAGUGGCACUGUUGUGGAGGUGAGGUGCUCCCUGUGUGUUGUGGGGAUCCAGGCUCUGGCAGAAAUGGAUCGGUGGAGAGAAGUCCUGCCCUGGGUCCUCCAGUAUUACCAGGUUCCUGAAAAGCUUCCUCCCAAAGUCCUGGAGCUGUGCAUCCUUCUACACAGCAAACUGGAAGAGCCUGGGGCUGUGCUGGCUGUGGCUGAUGCCUGGCUCCAAGACCCAGACAAUCAGGGGCUUCCUGAGUACGGAUCACUGGCAGAACUCCACUUGCUCCGGGUGCUGCUACCCUUGGGCCGCUUGUCAGAGGCCCAGGGGCUAGCGGAGGGCUCUGCAGCUUUCAGCGAGGAGCAGCGGGAAGAAGCGCUGCAGGCCAUCCACACAGCACAGCAACAGCGGACGCAGGAGCACCUGAGGCAGGAGCACCCGAGUUCUCAGGAGCAACAGAAGCUGAGCCAGCAGGGUUCAUUCUCCUGGAAGUUGAUGUCACUGCUGAGGUUGCUUCGCCAGCUUUGGGGCUCUGUGACGAGCUACCUUCUCUCUCAGCCCUUCAAAAAGAGCCUCCUGGCCGCCUUGAUCCUCUGUCUCUUGGUUCUGCGGUUUGACCCAGCAACUCCUUCUUCGCUGCCCCUCCUCUACCAGCUGGUCCAGCUCUUUCGCCGGAUCCAGAAGGCCACACUCUCUCGGCUCUACCCACUCGCCCUCCGUGACUGAGUGGUCCUGCCCCGGCUGCCUUGGCCUCCUGCAGUCCACAGCUACAGAAGCAGAGACGUUGUGUCCGGUGGCUGAGCCCCAGCUGGCUCUGUGGGCCCGGGCCCACAUCGUUCCAGAGAGAGAGACACACACACACACACACACACACACACACACACACACACACACACACACACACACGGAGGCAGGUGAGCUGUGGCUGGCUGCCUGUGAACCCUCCCUUUGGCAUCCCACUGUGAGGGGGCCUCAGAGGGAGUGUGGAAAUAGUGAUGCCCAAGGCCCAGCCACCCAGAGCAGAGGUCUGGCUGCUCAGAACAGUUCUCUUACCUCUUACUGCAACAGCUCCUCAGAAAGGAGGGUUCCAGAGCAGGGAAUGUGUCUUGAAACACUGUUGUCUCGACAAAGGCCGAGGGUGCUUUCCAGGCUGGGUGCUGAGGGAGCUGGGGGUUCACAAACAUCUGGUGGAGUGGCCUUUGGCCUUCGGCUUCUGAGAAACUUACCUCUGAGAAUUGCUCCACUGCGCAGUAUUUGAGUUCCAGUGAAACCAGAGCUGCCUCUUCUCCCAUGCUCCUCCCACAGGCGCCAGAAUUACAAGUCAGUCGACCAUCCCCUCCCGCUGGUCCUCCAGUGGGCAGGAGGCUUCUGCCUGAGGCGGUUUGUUAUUCAGGCAGAAUGUGGCUUCUGACCCACCCAGGUGACCGCUGGGAGCAAAGUGAGCCUGCCUGACCUUAUCUCCGGGGAAUGUGAUCUUUCUUGGUGCCUCUUAGUCUUAGCUCAGUUUUCCAGGAUGCCAGGGGCCAAGCACAGCUCUCGUGGACCCACUGUACCCCACGACCCUUUGACCUGUCCAGCUAGCUCUGGCACACACUGUGGCAGGUCCCUCUCUCUGCCCUGCUGUCCUAGUUGCUGUCUGUGGUUUGUAUAAUGCCCGUGUGGCAUGGGAAGUAGGCCAGUCUCAGAGCUCUGAGAGCUGAAAAUGGAACUGGGUAAUCAGGUGAUCUGGAAGAGCCGAGGGGGCUGGGCCGAGGGGGCUGAUGGGGGCCGAAGGGACAAACCCCAGGGACGAGGCACUGGACUUGUUUCAGCUUUUCUUUUGAUGACCACAAAGGUCUCGAAUGUUUCUGUCUAAAUAAAUGCAGAGCAUUCCGGUCCCGCCAGUAUGGCGGCCCUCAGCCGGCCACCCAUGCCAGAUCUCUGUCAGAGUGGAUGAUGGGAAUGCAGAGAGGGUUUGCUAGCUUUUUGCUGGUUGAUUUUUAGGAACUGUGAGUCAACAGUUUCUCCUUAGAAGAGGAAACUUGACAGACACUUAGAAUUCCAUCUGAAUCCUGAGGACUUGGGAGCCUUGCUAGCCUUUCCCUGUCCGUUUGUGUACGGCUAUUAAAUAGACCCCGGCUCACUGGGAAAGAAAAGGACUCGGGAAGGGUUGGAAUCCCUUGAUGAGGAUUCCUCUCUUGCUUGCUUUUGACUUGGGAGUUUCACUGUUGUUACCCAACUUGGCCCAGAACUCCAGGACUCGAGCGAUGAACUCCACCCACCAGUGGAGUUCUUGAAUAUUUGUGACUCACGCGCUUUUAUGAGAAUGAUUUUGAACUGAGAAUCUGGACAUUCACUGCCCUAGAAAAAGCUCCCUAAUGGCUUCCAUGGCCACGGGAUAGAAAUGCAGAUUCUUCUGAAAGGAAACAGGCCCAGGGUUUGCAGGUUUGGCCGAUAGCGCCUCUGCUGUGCUACCCUGUUCCCUGGGCACUCUGUAUUCUAGCUGCCAGGCCCUCCUCAGGCCUCUGCUGUGGCUUAGCUUUACUGCUGGAGGGUCUUGUAGCAGCAGCUCUGCCCCAGGAGACCCUGGGCUGUUCAGGCUUGCUCAAGGGGCGCCCAACAUCCUUGCCAGCUCUUUCUCUUUCCCAGCCUCCAUCUCAAGCCCCCCCCCCUGCAGUGGUGACUUGGUGGUGGUGGGGUUGUUUACCCCCUCCAGUGCUGGAGCUCUUUGAAGCUGCAGAGCAAGGCUCACAUCCCUGCUCUGCUGUGUGGGUGAGCGUUGGGCAGAGUUCAGCCUUCUCAUCUGUAAGUCAGCCCUCAGCUCCCAGGGACUCGCACAUGCGUAAAGGGGCACUUAGGAAGCUGUUGGCACAUUCUCCUGCCCUGAGGAAGAGUUCUCGUGAGUGGUUGCUGAGCCGAGGCCUAGCUGAGCAUGCGUAAGUGCUCAGAGGGGUGAACAAGUGGGCGAUCGAAGAGGGCGUGUGCUUUUGGCAACGUGUGCGGCCCCCUGCUAUGAAACCCGGAAUGUAUAGGCUUGGUUGUGCCCAGCUUGUCUCUGCUCUCUCCCGAUCCUCUCCGUGGGGCUCUGGUUAUCCUCCCGAACGCUGCGGGGCUGUCUGUACCCAGCCCUAACCACCUGCCAGUCAGGUGAGGAACUUGCAGCCCAAACUGCUGCUGUUACUUUGGCCUUUCCAAGGAUGUAGGCUGGUCCUCAGCUCUGGGCUUAACGAGGUCAGAGUGAAGGGAGGGCCUUCUUGGUAGACCAGUAUGGUAGCCAUCAGCCAGAGGUGGCUUUUGAGCAUGAAAUGUGGCUCAUCUAUGUAGACACAUUCUGUGAUUGUAAAACGUACACACUAGAUGUCAAAGACCAAGUACUAAAACAUAAAAAUAAAACUAAAAUGAAAGAAUGGAAAUACAAAGAUUUUUAUAUUGAUUGAAUGUUGAAAUGAUAGUAUUUUGAAUAUAUUGGGUUAAAUAAAAUCUACUGAAACUAA
Messenger RNA from Peromyscus leucopus (white-footed mouse), 4694 nucleotides. RefSeq names its product peroxisomal biogenesis factor 26 (gene Pex26). Gene Ontology annotation, molecular function: ATPase binding; protein-containing complex binding. Lineage: Eukaryota; Metazoa; Chordata; Mammalia; Rodentia; Cricetidae. The record is from RefSeq and is a predicted model, not a curated record. The coding region runs from base 1027 to 1947 and encodes 306 amino acids. Gene Ontology annotation, cellular component: peroxisomal membrane; peroxisome. The transcript has 5 exons. Gene Ontology annotation, biological process: protein import into peroxisome membrane; protein import into peroxisome matrix.